Molecule: messenger RNA, 2296 nt
Organism: Amphimedon queenslandica
Lineage: Eukaryota; Metazoa; Porifera; Demospongiae; Haplosclerida; Niphatidae
Product: bromodomain-containing protein 4-like
Exons: 2
Coding region: 246-2111 (621 amino acids)
Biological process (GO): regulation of transcription by RNA polymerase II
Molecular function (GO): DNA-binding transcription factor activity, RNA polymerase II-specific; RNA polymerase II cis-regulatory region sequence-specific DNA binding
Source: RefSeq, a predicted model, not a curated record
UGGUCCUAUAAAAACAAUAGGGCAGUGUGUGGGCGUGGUCUGCUCGCACACGUGGUAAUGUGUUGAAGGUGAGAGCAGAGGCCAGAGGCUGCACGUUUUGACUAGCUGUCCUCUUCUGAGCCUUUCUGGAGUAAAGGGCCAGCUUUUAAAGUUAGUAUUAUCAAGAAUAGCAAGAGAAGUGAUAAAGUGACCCAUAGGCUCAGUCGUCCAUCAUUCAACCGCUCCAUUUUCUAUCAUAACAGCUAAUGAACAAUCAUCCGUCUCGGCCCCCCGCGGCAAGCUCGGCUCCGGAGGAAUGGCCGCCGGAUUUCUCUGCACAACAUCAAUUUCAUUAUCAAUAUCAGAACUUACAGCAUGGACAACCAGAGACUAUCCCACUCCCAUCACAACAGCAACCUUCAGCAUAUAGUACAGACUUUAAUCUGGAUUCUUUCCUUGCAGCAGACCUCAAUGCGAUGUAUGCAGCUCAAGCUGCUGCUACUGCAGGUGGUCGCAGUCAAGAAUAUUUACAACCUCUCUCAGUUCCUCUCCAUUAUCAGGUGGGUCACUCUCAUCAUUCAAUUGAUUUAGAACAACAAAGACCUCACUCACAUUCAAUAGUAUCUUCUGGGCACUAUGUACCCCAGGUACCCAGUCGGCCAUUAUCAGAAGGAUUGCAUACUUCAAUAACUCCUCCUUUACGUCCUUCAUGCAGGUACCAGGUGCAUUAUGAUAGAGGAGAAGGAGCUUCAUUUCAACGUGCAGGAACUCAAACUGAACAGCACCAACAGCACCAGUUUAUAUCUCAUUGCCAACAGUAUCCACAGCAUCCAUUGAAUAUUCAUCAUCAUGAUCAUCAUCAUUGUUCUCAUGUCCAACCAGCAGCUCCUACUAACAAUCCUUGUCCACUGCAUCCAAAUAAUCAGCUGCAGCCUUUAUAUACAUCUCACCAACAUCCUCCAGUACCCCAGCAACAGUUAUCACAGCAACAGUUACCACAGCAACCAUUACCCCAGCAACAGUUACCCCAGCAACAGUUACCGCAGCAACCAGUACCCCAGCAACAACCUUCAUCUUCCAAUCAAGUAUUGCUCUAUCAUCAGCCUCCACCUGUUCAUUCGCAUUUAUUACCCCAGCAACAGUUGCCACAGCAACGGUUACCUCAGCAACAGUUACCACAGCAACCAUUAGUCCGUCGUCCAUUGCCCCAGUAUCACCAAUCUUUAGUACGACAGUCCGAGUACAUUCAACCCGUAAUGGCAAAACCAACUCAUAUCAUAUUCCCUCCAAUAAUCCAUGAGUUGCAGAAGAAGGAUAGCUCAGGGAGUAAGCAGGUUUUGAUACCAGUUCCUCUACCACGUACCAAUAAUGAUAACAACAGUAAAGACUCUCCUGAUCUUCCUACUGCUCCUAUUCCUACUCUCCCUCCCUCCUCCCUCCCCUCUCUCCCUUCCACUCCUUAUAUACCAGAGCCCAUUCUAUCACAGCCUCCUACUGCUCCCACUCCUGUUCCAGGCCCUAGUGGGUAUAAUCCCGAUUCUCCAGACUCACCGAUCCGAGCUUCAUGUCGCAAUGUGGACAUAGAAGGGAUAAGAAGACUGAGGCUAUUUGCUGAUAGGUUUAAAGAGAGUCGUAUUAGAUACGAAUACUCAAAGCAGCAUGUAGCACAACAGAUCAGUAUUCGGUAUAAUUUCGAAAUGACAGAGCAGCAACUGCAGCAGUUUGAGAGCAAGGCUCUCUCGUUUGAAGAGAUGUCGGCUAUGAAGACUCACUUGGAGAAAUGGCUAAUGGACACUCUUAGGAACAGAGGAAUAAACGAGACCGAGAUUAAACAGCUCAGUCAGUGGCUGACCAGUUUCCAUCAAAGAAGGAGGAGAAGGACAGCUAUACCAGUCCAGACUAAGAAGCAGCUUUUGAAAGAGUUUGAGAACAACCCCAAGCCGUCGGUGAAAGCUUUGAAGGCCUUAGCAGAGAAGCUUGGGAUUAGAUUUGAAGUGGUUCGAGUUUGGUUUUGUAACAAAAGAGCAAAGAAGAAGGCCGGGAAGGAUACUGGACCAGAGGAUGAUGAGGAAAUUGAGGAAGAAUUGGAUUCAGAUGAUGAAGGUAAUAGCGAUGUACAGUCAUCUCAAUGAUAGAAUGAUUAAUAGUGAUAUUACAAUUAUAAUGAUUAUUAUUAUUUUGAGAGGAUCAGUUUGACUGCAUGGUAAAACAGGUUUAUUAUUAUUAUUAUUAUUAUUAUUAUUAUUAUUAUUAUUAUUAUUAUUAUUAUUUGCCCCUUUUUCUCUUAGCAUUUAUUCAUCAAUAUAUUUACUCACCA